GCCUAUAUUCCACGCUGUUCUGAGGAGGGUUACUUUAAGCCAACCCAGUGUCAUGGCAAUACUGGACAGUGUUGGUGUGUGGACAAAUACGGCAACGAGAUCGCCGGCUCCAGAAAACAGGGCAACCCCACCUGUGGUAAGGCCCAUCAGUCAACACACACACACACACACACAAACACACACACACAACACACAAUCAUGUACACAAGCACAUAUAACCAAUAUUCGUACUCUAUGCACCAGAGCUGGCUUCAAAUACUAUUGUGAGUCAUUCCAAAUACUUUAUCUGUGUUUGAUUGAGCUUGCCUGGCUUAAUGGACCAAUAGAAUAGCACCAAAACUGCAGAUCUCGCCGAUUUGGCAUUCCAGGCAGGCUAGAGCAAACGCUCAAAGUAUUUUAAAGAUUUCACAUAGUAUUUGAACCCGACAUAACAUUUCUAACACUUUUCAGCACAAGAGCACACGCAAACACACACACAAACACCCCUCCAGGAUUCCUUUUACAAUGUGUCUCAUCUGUCUCUAUGAGUGUGCUCUUUGAUACAGGUGUUGCUGUGUGUGUGAGUGUGUUAUCUAGGUCUGUGUAAUCUGGGGUGCUGGAGGCAGCCAGCUCGCUGAGUCUUUCUUUAAAGAUACCACUGAAGCAUGUGGGGAAUCUCAAUGACAAGGUCUCUGUUCUGUUAGAGCCUUUUUAUGGCGCAAAUGUUUGUGAGUGUCUCCCACAAAACAAAUACUCUCCAGGCCUUUUAGAGGAACAGAAGUUGCCUUUGUCAUCAUGUUGUUGUUGUUGUUGUUUGUGGAGUGUGGUGGGCAUUUGUGUGUCCUCCUAUCUCUGAAGCGUAGUUCCAUUUGACAAAGAGACUAAUCUUCUGUGACAAUUGCCAGACUGAAUGUUGGUGUGGUAAACCCUGCUGCUAAUAGAAGAUGUGUAAUCACCCAGACAGACCUGAGAACAGCCUGGUGAAGCCUGUGAAGUCUAAUCUAUCUAUAGCUGAAUGCCUCUGGCUGCCUCUGAUUCCCUGCUCAUGUAUUUGGGAUUCAACAGUGUUCCUUUGAAAGGUUUCAUGCUUUGAGAUCGUGAGCUGGGAUAAAGUAGAGCUCAGGCUCACACGGACCACUGGAGGAAGAUGCCGUUAUUUACACUCAUCAUGCAUUGUGUUGUCGGAAUAGCACAUCUCAAUCAAAGGAAGCUGUAUGUGGAUUGGUUGUUUGUUUGUUUGUUUGUUUGUCGGUCUGGCUGUCUGUCGGUCGGUCUGUCGGUCAGUCUGUCGGUCUGUCACUCUGUCUGCCUUUCUCAGGCGUAUUUUGUCUCUUUCUCUGUCUUUCAGUUUCUGUCUCUCUGCCUGCCUACCUGUCUCUCUCUUUGUUACCCGUCUGUCUGUCUCGGUAUCUAACCUGUCUGUCUCUCUGUCUCUGUCUCUAACCUGUCUAUUUCCCUGUCUCUGUAGGCCCUAUCUAACCUGUCUGUCUCUGUCUGUCCGUGUGUCUAACCUGUCUGUCUCUUUGUCUCUGUGUAGAGGAGGACCAAGAGACCUCGGGGGAUUUUGGCAGCGGGGGCGGCGUCCUUCUCCUUGAUGACCAGGAGGAGGAGCCACCUCGGAGUGGGAGGAGCCGGCAGAAGCAGAGGCGGGGCCGGAUCCAUCCCAGAGGGGCCAUUGAGGAUGACGAGGACGAGGAAGAUGACAAAGAUGACGAGAUUGGCUACGUCUGGUAG
Coregonus sp. 'balchen' is the source of this 1713-nucleotide messenger RNA. The record is from the annotation of a GenBank genome assembly. NCBI's taxonomy places the organism in Eukaryota, Metazoa, Chordata, Actinopteri, Salmoniformes, Salmonidae.